Exophiala mesophila is the source of this 1311-nucleotide messenger RNA. RefSeq lists its product as uncharacterized. The transcript has 2 exons. The coding region runs from base 1 to 1311 and encodes 436 amino acids. NCBI's taxonomy places the organism in Eukaryota, Fungi, Ascomycota, Eurotiomycetes, Chaetothyriales, Herpotrichiellaceae. The record is from RefSeq and is a predicted model, not a curated record.
AUGAAGCAAGCAUCAAAGCCAAAGAAGCCUCGAGAAAAGCUGCCAGAUUAUUGCGAUGUCAAGCCAAAGCAGGACGACAGUGGGAAUGUUAUCUGGCCUGCCCCCAAGGCUGCGCUGGAUAAAGCACGUGCUUUCAUAAAAGAAUGUGCAGCAUCAAACAAGACGACACUCAUUGUCCCUGAUAAAGAUGCUGACGGGUUGUCGUCAGGCGUCAUCCUGUACCGGGCUUUGACCCAUUUAGGCCUCGAACCAAAUCUUAUCCAUGUUCAUCUGGUCGAAAAAGGCACGACUGUCACUACGGAGUCUCAGCGGGAGGCCAUGGCCACAAAAGACCCGGCCUAUAUAAUCGUCCUUGACCAAGGAUCUGUUGCCAGCCCUCCCAUUAUUGAUUCACCUACGACCAAAUCUCUCAUUAUCGACCAUCACCUGAGCGAUGUCUUCCCAAAGAAUGCUCAAGUCGUUUCCGCCUGCCAUUAUCCUCCUGUCUCCACUUCUUCCCUCCUCACAUACGAGAUCUGCAAGGCCUUAUCACCAGAAAUUGCCUCUGCUUGUGCCUAUCUCGCCUGUAUUGGCACGCAUGGUGAUCUAGGAAACACUCUCAAGUGGUCUCCCCCAUUUCCAGACAUGACCGAGACUUUCAAAGUGUAUACCAAGAAGUCUGUCAACGAUGCUGUGUCUCUUGUCAAUGCCCCUCGCAGAACAGCCAAGUACGAUGUCAUUACUGCGUGGGAAGCUCUCCUGGCAUCCACCAGCCCGAAAGAUCUCCUGUCCAACGGACGCUUACAAAGUGCCCGUGCUGAGAUCAACAACGAAGUCGAAUUGAACACGCAUACGCCUCCCAAAUUCAGCUACGAUGGGCGGAUAGCAGUUCUGAGGAUCAAUACCCCCGCCCAGGUUCAUCCCGUCAUUGCCACGCGAUGGGCCGGCCAUCUCAACUCCAAAGCACUCGAGAUAGUUGUCUGUGCAAACUCUGGCUACUUGCCAGGCAUGGUCAAUUUCUCCUGUCGGAUUGCUCGGUGUGCCAGAUCCAGAGACCCUCCUGUCAACAUCAUUGAAAGCCUAAAGGCUGCAGCUGAUCUGUCCACGGAUGGUCUGAGAGAACGACUAGGAGAAAGCUUUGCUCGUGGUCACAAGGAAGCCAGUGGAGGUAUCGUCCCAACUGCAGCAUUUGAGGAGUUGAUGCAACUUCUACGAGUCGGUGAGAAGCCUGAAAAGAAGGACGAUACCGAUAAACCGCAAGCAAAGAAGAUCAAACUGGUCGAGAAAAGCCCUCAGAAGAACAAGAUAGGGAACUAUUUUUCCAAGUCAUAG